Zymoseptoria tritici IPO323 is the source of this 516-nucleotide messenger RNA. RefSeq lists its product as uncharacterized. Lineage: Eukaryota; Fungi; Ascomycota; Dothideomycetes; Mycosphaerellales; Mycosphaerellaceae. The record is from RefSeq and is a predicted model, not a curated record. The coding region runs from base 1 to 516 and encodes 171 amino acids. The transcript has a single exon.
AUGCUGUUCAUCCUCUCCGCCAUCGAGCUCUGCCUCCUCGCUCUCAAGACCACCUUCGAGCAAGCCAGUAGCCGCCUCUCCGCGGAGCAUUCCACAACAACCGCCAUCCUCUCCACUCUCAUCUGGAUGUCCGCCCGUCUCGUGGUCUCGACCGCCCUCCUAGUCGCAAUCUCGGCCAUGAAAGACAUCGGCCAUCGCCACCCAGUGUCGCUAUGGUCUCGCAACACCAUCGCGCUCAAAGGUCUCGUGGAGCACUUCACGACCUACAAUCUCCUACUCAUGACUGCAGCCCUUAUCUCAAAGGCCAACGAUUCAUUAUUGGUGCACGGCUCUACCGCAGAGAUCAUUCUCGUCAACGCAUUCCUGAUGCUCGCCUUUGCUUUCGUGGCCAAGACUACCGAAUACAACGGCAGGUACUUCGUUGCAUGGGUUCGAGAGCUCAACGAACGAUUUGUGUUUUGUUUUAUGAUCCUGCGUAUGCAUUUCUAUCACCCGGAAGUCUGGCCGACGAAUUGA